Molecule: messenger RNA, 1486 nt
Organism: Rosa rugosa (rugosa rose)
Lineage: Eukaryota; Viridiplantae; Streptophyta; Magnoliopsida; Rosales; Rosaceae
Exons: 5
Coding region: 373-1032 (219 amino acids)
Molecular function (GO): translation initiation factor activity
Source: RefSeq, a predicted model, not a curated record
AUUUUCUGUCCCUCGAAGUCAGCAACUUCAACCUCGUCAGCUCGCAGUGAUCGAGAAAGAGAGAAAUGACAAAAACCUGGUAAAGCCGAAUCAGAAAGAAAACGACGAGAGGGGUUACCUGAGUGACAACCACGAGCUUCCUCACCCAUUCCAAGCCCUCCACGAGUUAUCAGAAACUUCCAUUAGGACCAGAUUACGCCUCGACUUGAGCACCACCACCAUUAUCUAAUCCAAAAACAGAGCAGCAGCUCCCCUGUUUUUUUUUUUUUUUUUUUUUCUACAUUGGGUGGCUUUCGUUUUUUGCUUCUUUGCUUCUUCUGUUUGUCAAGUGAUACGAAAGCGUGUUUUGGUUUUGGUUGAGAGAGAGGAAAAAUGGAUCAUCAAGCUGAUGCCUACCGUUCGUGCUGCAUAAGCAGUCUAAGUACCCUAAGUCACGAGGAGACUUCACUGAUCCUGCUCAGUCAUAUUGUUCUUGGCUGCAAGUUUGUGUGCUCUGCUGUCAAUAAGGCUGGUCUAGCUAAACUUUUUGGCCUUGCUGGAGAGACCAAUGUUCAGGUAAAUGGGUCUGAACCAUUUUCUCUGCCAAUUUCCUUGACAAAUAUUCAAGUAGGGACAAAAGAGCCCCUUAGCGCUGAUAACCCUCUCCAUUGUGUCCACCGGGAAGACUUGGAUCGAGAAAGCUCACCAUGGUUCCUGAAUUUAUUCUUAUCAAACCUACAGAAGGUGGUAGGGACUCCAAUUUGCAUUCCUCAGAGAGAUUUUAUUGAUAUUGGACGCAUUGCAUCCAUUGAGAAUAACCACAAACCUGUAGAUUUAGCGAGAAAGGGGCUGAAGGUGGCUAUCAAGAUAGUCGGCACAAAUUCUGAUGAGCAGCAAAAGAUGUAUGGUAGGCAUUUUGAAAUGGAAGAUGAGCUUGUCAGCCAUAUCUCCAGGAGGUCAAUUGAUGUACUUAAAACAAGCUACCGGGAUGAACUGUCAAUUGACGAGUGGAAGCUGGUUGUGAAAUUGAAGAAACUUUUUGAGAUACCAUGAAAGAGGCAGAACCAUAUUUGAGCAGUUUGUUUUAUACACUCGGGGGGCUUCACUGACAUCUGGGAAUCAGAAAGAAUGGCAAGAGGCUACCUUGUGGAACGAUUACGAGCCUUAAGCUGCACAGUGAGGAAGUCUUUUUUCUGAGUCACAGAUUGGGACUGUUCUAGUUUUUGAUCAUGUUAGGCCUAUAUUGCAUUUUUUGUCCAUGUAGCUUAAACCCUCCCUCCCCCAUUUUGUAUCCUCUAAAACUUUUAUUCUCUUAAUAGUUCACAUAAAAUCCUUGCACUCUGCAAUGGAAAAGUCAGUUCCUACUUGAGGGGGAAAAAGAAAUCAGUUUAAAGGUACUAUGAUAUGAUUCAUUGAAAACGAUGGGUUAUUUGGUUGUUGGUACAAGUGUAUAUUGAGUUAACCUAAUCUUAUAACUGGUUGAAAUUCAGAGUUAGUAAAUUGGCAA